UCAGUGGGAACUAAACAGAAGGACUGUAGCGAUGGCGGAGGAGGAGGUCAACUAUGCUUCAGUUGUUUUCAAAACUAAGAAGCAUUCCCCAUCUGAAGCCCAGUCGUCAAUUGUAUGGCUGGAUCUGUAUGUGAUCAUCCUCUUCAUGUGAUUUCUUGCACUGGUAUUUUCUUCAGUAAAACUGCUAAUAAGGAGGAGGAAACUGUGUACAGUGAUGUGAAGGUGCGAAGCAAAACAACCGAAAAGACUGCUGACACAAACACAGGACUUUUGCCAGACAAGAAAACAAACAGCAGAGGUCGCUGCUAUCAGCAGGUGGCUUGUUGUUUGGGGAUUCUUUGUGUCAUUUUGCUGUUGGGCAUCAUAGCAGUCUGUGUCUACAAAAACCAGAUCCUGACAACACGAAACCAGGAGCUGGAGACACAGAACCAGGAUCUGGAGUCACAGAGGAACAACUUAACAGAACAAAUACAAAACAAGUGGAAUGAGCUCAACGUCAGUCGAGCUCAGUGGAGCAUUGAUGCCUACUGCCCAAAACCAGAAAACCAAAACAGACAGUGUAAAGCUUGUCAGGAUGGUUGGAUACUCUCAGAAUCCAGCUGCUAUGGGAUUAAUAACCCUGAUGUUCCUGGUCAGAAAACCUGGGAAGAAGCUCGAGAAAACUGCAGAGGAAAGAUUUCAGAUCUGGUUGUUAAACUUGAUCAAAAGGAGAAGGUAAUGAGAACACUGAACAUUUUUAUGACAGCCUAUAUGAAAUGAAAAUGUAUUUUCUGUCUGAACACACUGAGUCU
Molecule: messenger RNA, 791 nt
Organism: Micropterus salmoides (largemouth bass)
Lineage: Eukaryota; Metazoa; Chordata; Actinopteri; Centrarchiformes; Centrarchidae
Exons: 6
Coding region: 115-759 (214 amino acids)
Source: RefSeq, a predicted model, not a curated record